Homarus americanus (American lobster) is the source of this 1331-nucleotide messenger RNA. RefSeq names its product anaphase-promoting complex subunit 10-like (gene APC10). Gene Ontology annotation, biological process: anaphase-promoting complex-dependent catabolic process; protein K11-linked ubiquitination. Gene Ontology annotation, cellular component: anaphase-promoting complex. Bases 521 to 1153 code for a protein of 210 amino acids. The transcript is spliced from 4 exons. The record is from RefSeq and is a predicted model, not a curated record. NCBI's taxonomy places the organism in Eukaryota, Metazoa, Arthropoda, Malacostraca, Decapoda, Nephropidae.
UAAUUAAAUAUUACCAAAAUGUCAUCUAAUACAAAUUAAGUUCACAGUUCAGGGCGUUUAAUGUUGGUUAGUUAUUUAUAUUGUACCCAGUGUCACGUACUGAAGUUAACCGUGGUGGAGUUGUUCUGAGCAUGUGCAGUUCAAUCAAAAGCUAACCAAACUAAACCUCGCCUAAUUAAAAUUAAUCUGACCUAACCUAACCUAAUCUUUUAUUCCGAGGGGUAAUCUCGGCACACUUCAAGCUUUAAAUGAUGUCUUGAUUGACCUCCACAUGCCUAGAAUAUUUCCAGAAUGCUCAGCACGCCACAACAGUACAAAAAAGUAGCCAACGGAAAUUAAACAUACAGUAUUGACAUCUAUAGGAGGAAAGAGGAUAAUUUUUCAAUUUAUUUUCAGCAUCAUUUCUAACAUAUGUUGAUGUGAUUCAAGAAUUUUGCACUUAAUGUUUGCUUUUAUUUUGCGGUUCUAAAAUCUCCAGUUGUAAGCGUUCUGUGCCAAUUCCAGAAUAGCCCUGAGCAUUAUGGGAAUUCUCAUUAUGUGUGAUAUUUCUUCAAUUGCCCAGCGUCCAGUAGAGAGAAUGAUAUCACUUAACAAUUCUGUUCGUGUGUCUGGAGAAGAACCUGAUCCUGCACGUGAAGAAAGAUCUGGCCGUGUUCGUGAAGUUGGUAGUCAAGCAGUAUGGUCACUAUCCUCUUGUAAACCAGGUUUUGGCGUGGAGCAGUUACGUGAUGAUUGCUUGGACACUUACUGGCAGUCAGAUGGUCCUCAGCCCCACCUUGUCAAUAUUCAGUUUCGGCGCAAAACAACUAUACAAGAUGUAUGGAUAUAUGCUGAUUAUAAAGCUGAUGAAAGCUACACCCCCAGCAGAAUCUCCAUUCGCUGUGGAACACACUUCAAUGAUCUCCAAGAGAUUGAAGUGGUUGAUUUGCAUGAACCAACUGGAUGGCUACUUAUUCCCUUGAAGGAUAUUCAUGAGCGCCCCAUCCGUACAUACAUGGUCCAGAUUGCUGUAUUAUCAAACCAUCAGAAUGGAAGAGAUACGCAUAUGAGACAAAUAAAGAUUCAUUCCCCAGUUGAAGACAAGGCUGUUGCUGUGGAAAGUGUUGGGGCAUUUACGUCAUCUGCAUUCAAACGAUACAGUUGCACUAGAUGAUGUUACUUGCUUUGUAAAUGCCUCUUUGUAUAUAGUGUAAUUGAGCGGAGUAUCUGAUUAUAUUACUGUACUAGAAAUUCUAUAAUAUUUUUUUGGUUUCACAGACUAAUAUCAGAGAAUAUUAGGUUGUAUAAAGAUAAAUUUGCCAGGAGGAAGUGAAAUAAACAAGACAGCUGUA